This is a messenger RNA of Cotesia congregata, 1240 nucleotides long. The record is from the annotation of a GenBank genome assembly. Lineage: Eukaryota; Metazoa; Arthropoda; Insecta; Hymenoptera; Braconidae.
AUGUCUCAAAGCGAAAAAAACGAUUACAUUAAAUUUCGUUCUCUGCCUAAAAGUUUCAUGACAAUUUGCGGACUGUGGUAUUACGAAAAUUCGAGUUUAAUCUAUCGAAUUAUACCUUACAAGCAAAUUGCGAUUUGCGCUACUAUCGCAUUUGGUAUGCUGAAGUAUAUCUACGAGAAUCAUUCAAAUUUGGCUAUUGUCAUAAAAUGCUUAAGUCUUGCAACGGGUUAUUUAUUUGUAGUGUGCUUUACACUCAACAAAGAAGAUCUGAAUAAUCUCCAAAAAGCUCUCGAUCCUUAUUUGGAAGAAACAUUGAAGGAUUUAAAAAUAUCAAAAUUUAUUUUAAAAAAUGUCAGUAUUUUCAAAUACAUAACAAAAGUUCAUGCAGCAAUCAUUAUUUUUACAUCACUAUUUUAUGUUUGUAUUCCACUGUUUUUGAUAUUUUACGUGAACCAUCAUCACAUAAACGUGACUCACUAUCCUGGAUUAUACCAGACAAGUUACCUUUGGGGCAGACCUACAAAAGGACUCGGAUAUCAAAUCCAGUAUUUAUUUGAAGUGUUUGGUGCUUACACUUUGGCUGCAGUAACAAUAAGCGUAGAUACUGUAUUCAUGUUAUAUAUUUUCCAAAUUGUUGGACGCUUACGCAAUAUUUCGUACAAUAUUUCGCUUUCUGGUGACGAUAAAAAUUCAUUAUCAACCUGCGUCGUUCAUUAUGCGAAAUUGAUAAAAUACAUAGCUUUGCUCCAAAAAAUUUACGGCCCAAUAACCCUCAUAACGGUGGUCACUAAUGCUGUUAUUAUUUGUACAGUAUUAUUCCAACUGUCACACGCAACUUUUACCAUUUCUGGAAAAUCUAUCAUUCAAUUAUUAGCGUUCUCCAUGCACUUGUCACUGAAAACGCUUCAGACAUUUUUGUACUCAUGGAGCGGUUCUGUUUUAAUAGAAGAGAGUGAAAAGUGUCAAUAUGCAGUUUAUACUUCCAAUUGGUAUGGAAAUAAAAAAUUGAUGACUUCAAUUGUCAUCAUACUCUCACAACGACCAUUAGUUUUGACAGCGUGCAAUUUUUCAAUUAUCAAUGUUAAGGUUUUCGUGAUGGUAUUAAACACAUCGCUUUCAUAUUUUUUUCUACUGCAAACUGUCGAGGAAAAUAAUUCAAAUUCAAAAUAAAGUAUAUAAAAUUUUAUGUUGUUAAUAUAUGAAAUGUUACUGUAGUAAAAAAAUAGAUAAUAUAUUCGAC